GAAGCGAGCGACAGUAGUAUCAGACUAUCAGUAGAAGCUCUCUCUCUCUCCCACUUCGUCGUCUUCGUAGUCUUCGCCCUAGGGUAACCUAGUUCGCUCGCCAUGGAUGCGGCAGAGCCCUUCUCCCGCGACAAUUGCGUGUACCUAGCGAAGCUCGCGGAGCAAGCCGAGCGCUACGAGGAGAUGGCCGGGUACAUGGAGACGCUCGCGCGCGCGACCCCGUCCCUGGGCGAGUUCACGGCGGAGGAGCGCAACCUCUUCUCCGUGGCCUACAAGAACCUCGUGGGCGCGCGCCGCGCCGCGUGGCGCAUCGUCUCCUCCGUCGAGCAGAAGGAGCAGGGGCGCCGCGAGGAGGAGCGCGCCGCGCUCGCGAGGUCGUACCGGGCGCGGAUCGAGGCCGAGCUCGCCGCAGUGUGCGCCCGCAUCCUCGCCCUCCUCGAUUCCCACCUCGUCCCCUCCGCCGCGUCGAGCGAGUCCAAGGUCUUCUACCUCAAGAUGAAGGGCGACUACCACCGCUACCUCGCCGAGUUCAAGGCCGGGGCCGAGCGCAAGGAGGCCGCCGAGAACACCCUCGCCGCGUAUAAGGCGGCCGAGGAAGUUGCUCUUGUUGAUCUUCCACCAACUAAUCCUAUAAGGCUAGGAUUGGCGCUUAAUUUCUCAGUGUUUUACUACGAGAUCGUGAAUUCCUCAGAGAAAGCCUGUGCCAUGGCAAAGCAGGCAUUCGAUGAUGCCAUUGCUGAGAUAGACACACUUGGUGAAGACUCUUACAAGGACAGCACACUCAUCAUGCAGCUUCUCCGUGAUAAUCUCACUCUUUGGACUUCUGAUGCACAGGAGCACAUAGACGAAGCAUAGGAGAGGCAUGAAUGGGAUAUUGUAUGCGGGGAGGUGGACUUAGAUGUCAUGUGUCUGUUUACUAAAAUAGAACAAGAUCGGAUGUCUCUGAAGACUAAUAGAACAAGAUGUACUUUUAUAUGGUUGCUACUUGGUACAAUGAUGCUACCUUCUAGAUUUCUAUAGAUUCUAUAACAUCUUUCUCAGUGUGCAUAUAUUGUUAAUUCCUCCUGCCCCGUGCUGAUUGGAGGUGAUUGAGAAAGAAAUUGCUGUGGUUGAGAAAAAACAUGUAGUCCCCAUCUAGCUAUUGGGCUCUUGUGCUGCUCUCUUCUGAUUUAGAACGUUUUGAUGCAUCUGACUCGUGGAAUUAUAUUG
This is a messenger RNA of Ananas comosus (pineapple), 1209 nucleotides long. RefSeq names its product 14-3-3-like protein GF14 kappa. The transcript has 4 exons. Bases 103 to 855 code for a protein of 250 amino acids. Lineage: Eukaryota; Viridiplantae; Streptophyta; Magnoliopsida; Poales; Bromeliaceae. Gene Ontology annotation, biological process: signal transduction. Gene Ontology annotation, cellular component: cytoplasm. The record is from RefSeq and is a predicted model, not a curated record.